GACCACAGGAGCUUCUGCAGGACCACCCUCACAAUGAGCAUCUCACACUGGACUAACACUGGUAUUACUGGGAAACUCUGAUGGUAAAUCGGACUGGAAGUUUCUGCAAGUAGAUUUCACUGGAACUUUCUACUUGGAACUUUUUGAUGGUAUAUAAUUUGCUGGCAUAUCAGAUUGAAACACUCUUCUGGAAGAUUGGACUGGAACACUUUGUUGGUGGACCAUAUUUGGACACUCUGCUGGUAGAUCAGACCAGAACUCCCUUCUGGAAGAUUGGACUCUAAGAUACUGCUGGUAGACUAGACCUGAAAUCUUUUCUGGAAGACUGGAUUGGAACUUUCUGCUGGUAUAUCAGACCAGAACUCUCUUUUGGAAGAUUGGACUCUAAGAUUCUGCUGAUAGAUCAGACUGGAAAUUUUUUGCCAGAUAAUUGAAUUGGAACUUUCUGUUGGAAGACUAGACCAGAACUGCUUCUGCUGAAAGAACAGACUUUGAGAUUCUGCUGGUUAAUCAGACCAGAACCAACUACUGGAAGAUCAGACUCUAAAAUUCUGCUGGUAGAUCGAACCAGAACUCUUUGCUGGAAAAUCAGAUCAGAACUCUCUGCUGGAAGAUCAGACCAAAACCAUCUACUGGUAGACCAGGCUCUGAGAUUUUGCUGGUAGAUCAGACUUAAACUACUCAAACGGUUGAUUUCUGAUAGUCCAGGUCUAUUUGUUUGGGUCAUGGCGAACACGUGUCUGCAGUUGACUGGUUUUCUGAUCAGUCUUCUCGGCUGGGUCGCCCUCAUCAUCGCCACAGCAACCAACGAGUGGGUGAUCACCUGCAAGUAUGGCAUGAACACCUGCAGGAAGAUGGACGAGCUGGGCGCCAAGGGCCUGUGGGCGGAGUGUGUGAUCUCUACAUCGCUGUACCACUGCAUCACCCUCAACAAGAUCCUGGAGCUUCCCGCGUAUAUCCAGACGGCGCGGGCGCUGAUGAUCACAGCCUGUAUUCUGGGUUUACCCGCCGCUGCCAUGCUGCUGGUCUCUAUGCCCUGUGUUAACCUGGGGGGUGAAGAGCAGAGCGCCAAGAACAGGCAGGCCAUGCUGGGAGGAACCAUAACACUGAUAGUGGCGCUGUGUGGGGUCAUUUCCACCGUCUGGUUCCCGAUCGGAUCGUAUCAGGAGCAGGACCUGAUGACGUUCGGGUUCUCGCUGUACUCGGGCUGGGUCGGGGCGGCGCUGUCUCUGCUGGGCGGGUUUAUGAUCGUGUGUUGCGCGGUGGAGUCUUCAGCACCGUACACCGAAAACAACCGCUUCUAUUACUCCAGACACGGACAGGCCACGCCCACCAACCCCUCCUCCACCAAUCACGCCAAGAGCGCUCACGUGUAGUCCCGGGAUUACCGUCCAGCUGCCCAGAGGAGCAUUACAGCCUAAUUCCCCUCAACCCAAUCCCAUUCCUCCUCUCUCUUUUACUGACUCUCUCGCUCUCUCUCUUUUACUUUCAGUCUUUCACUCUCUGUUGCUCUUUCUCUCUCUUUUAUUCUCUCACUUCCUGCAGCUCUUUCUCAGUUUCUUGCUAUCUUUCAUUCUCGUUCUUAAACUCUCUCAUUUUCGGUCUUUCGCUCAUCCUCAAUCUUUCAAUAUCUCUCUUUCUCUCUCUUUCUCUGACUCUCUUUCUCAAUAUUUUGCUAUAUCUUUCUCCUUUUAUUCUCCUGCUUUUGCUCUUCCUCAAUCUUUGGCUAUCUCUCUCUUUUAUUGUCUCUCUUUCACUUUUUCCCUUUGCUCUUUCCCUAUCUCUCUCUCACUUUUUCUUUAUCUGACUCUUUCGCUCUUUCUCAAUCUCUCCUUCUUACUCUUUCACUUUUGUUCAAUUUCUCUUUCUCUCAAUCUCUCUUUCACAUUCCCUAUUGCUCUCUCUCUUACUCUCUUUCUUCAUUCUCUCCUUUUUUGCUCUUUUCAAUCUCUCACUAUCUCUUUCUCACACUCGUUCUCUCUGUCUUUUUUUCUCUCUCAAUCUCUUUUUCAUUAUCUCUCUCUGACGCUCUUUUGCUAUCUCUUUAUCUCAAUCUCUCCUUCUGACUGUCUCACACUCCUCUACCUUCUUGCUCUUUCACUUUCUCUCUCACUCUUGUUCAAUUUCUCUUUCUCUCAAUCUCUCUUUCUCAUUCCCUGUUGUUCUUUCUUUCUUACUCUCUCUUCAUUCUCUCUUUUCUUGCUCUUUUUUUAAUCUCUCACUAUCUCUUUCCCACACUCGUUCUCUCUGUCUUUUUCUCUCUCAAUCUCUUUUUUAUUAUCUCUCUCUGACGCUCUUUUUUCAAUCUCUCUUUCUGACUCUUUUACACUUUACCUUCUUGCUCUUUCUCUAUUUCUCUCCAUUUAUCAUUCUCUUUCUCUUUUACACACACUAUUUCUCACUGUCUAUCUCAUUAUCUCUCUAUGACACUCUUUUACUCUUUCUCAAUCUCUCUUUCUGUCUUUCUCACACUCUACCUUCUUGCUCUUUUUCUCUCUCCCUCUCACUUUUUCAAUGUCUUUCAAUUUAUCAUUCUUUCUCUCUAUUUCUCAUUAUCUCUUGACGCGCUUCUCUCUUUCUCAAUCUCUCUCUCUCUCUCGCUCUCUCUCUCUCUCUCUCUGGUCUCUGAUUUCUCUAUUUCUCAUUAUCUCUUGACGCUCUUCUUUCUUUCUGACUCUUUUCAAUCUCUCUCUCUCUCUCUCUCUCUCUGGUCUCUGACUGUAAACAGAGUGGUGUAAUGCAGGGCGGACACUCGUAUGAACCUGCUGCCCUCAGAGCACUCGGACUGAAUGAGGCCUUCUUUAAUUUGUACUUUUUUUCCUUUUUAAUUCUUAUUUUAAUUACUCGUCGUACAUCGGACCCUCUGCAGUGUUUUGGGGAUUGUGAAACACUAAUAGAUCAGUAUUUGUCAGUAUUUGCUUUAAUUUGCUUUUAAUUCUAACUGUUUUUUGUGAAAUAUAACUACUUCCAGUUUGCGAGGACUUUUUUGGUUUGUUUAUUUUACAUUACAAUGCAAACAGUGAUUUUAGUAAGUCUUAAGUGUAACCUGAAUAUCUAAUUUUAACUAUUAGAUAUUUAGACUGUUGUAUGAUUUUUGUUGAAUUUGUUUUUUAUUUCUUCAUCAGAAACAAUUAGAAACUCAUUACAGAGUCUAAAAUAAACUUCUGGUACCGUGAGUCACCAGUGGGUCUUGAGCAACUGUUUAAUUACAUGUUAUUCCAAGUGUUUGACCUUUUUGAUUAAUUUUGGCUUUUUGGCUUUUUUAAUUGUACAAUUAAGAGGAUUUUUUUCUAUCACUCAGCUACUGAUCAGUAACCAUAAAAUAUGGACACAUGUCAACUCAAUAAGUAGAUCUGGAUAAGGAUUUUUUUUGGGCUGAUUUGAGCUUAAAUCCACAGAUUGCUGCUUGCAGCUCGAGUUAUUAACAGUUCAGAUCAUGUUUAAACAUGCAGAUCAUCUUCACUUGUUUUAUAUCUGUAAAAACACAAGAAUUCAAAUUGAGAUGAAAUAAAUAUGGAAAAUCUUCUAAAAUUAACCAGAUCUCAUUAUGAGAUUAUAUAUUUAGAAGAUUGAUUUAGAAAAUGAUUUCUUGUUUCUGAUUAUUUUUUUAAAAAAAGUUAAAAAUCAUUGUCUGAUUUUUGGGAUUUCCUGUCUGAGCUGGUUAUUUAUUUGUGAUGUUUCAAUUUUACAUUUUAUUAAAUAAACAAUGAUUUGUUUACCACUCUAAA
Molecule: messenger RNA, 3728 nt
Organism: Astyanax mexicanus (Mexican tetra)
Lineage: Eukaryota; Metazoa; Chordata; Actinopteri; Characiformes; Acestrorhamphidae
Gene: cldn11a
Product: claudin 11a
Exons: 3
Coding region: 726-1376 (216 amino acids)
Biological process (GO): bicellular tight junction assembly; cell adhesion
Cellular component (GO): plasma membrane; bicellular tight junction
Molecular function (GO): structural molecule activity
Source: RefSeq, a predicted model, not a curated record